AUGUACAAUUACUUUCUUCCCAAUUGUGUGUACUUUGAUGAAGAUUUCCAACGUCAGUUCUGCAUGCCUCGACAUCUGGUGAAAAAGAUUAUUGAAGAUCUUUGUCUAGUAGAACCUCAAUUUGAUUAUCAGUUUGAUGCACAAAAUAUUAGAGGUCAUAGUCCUGAACAAGAUUUUACUUUGGCUUUAAGGAUUCUAGGUUAUGGAAGACCAGCGGAUGGGAACGAUGAGUACCUACGUAUGGGAAAAAUAACUUUGUUUACUUACCUUUCAUUGUUUUACGAGGAAACCCGUCGCGAUAAGGAGUGGACUAACUAUGCAGAUGGAGAUCUGAGGACUGAGAUCCAACCUCAAAGAGGAUUGCCUGCAAGAAAUUAUGGGCAAAAGACUAAUUACAUUCAGAACCAGAAUCUGUAUGAUUAA
Messenger RNA from Papaver somniferum (opium poppy), 423 nucleotides. RefSeq lists its product as uncharacterized. The record is from RefSeq and is a predicted model, not a curated record. NCBI's taxonomy places the organism in Eukaryota, Viridiplantae, Streptophyta, Magnoliopsida, Ranunculales, Papaveraceae. The coding region runs from base 1 to 423 and encodes 140 amino acids. The transcript is spliced from 2 exons.